Microthlaspi erraticum is the source of this 1194-nucleotide messenger RNA. The record is from the annotation of a GenBank genome assembly. NCBI's taxonomy places the organism in Eukaryota, Viridiplantae, Streptophyta, Magnoliopsida, Brassicales, Brassicaceae.
AUGAGAGCAGUGCGAUUAACUUGCACAAAGUGGAACACUCUAUCGAAUAGCAAGAUCUUUACAGAGAUGCACAUUGAUAACGCAUUCGCUCCAGCACAGGAGGAUGAUGAUUCUGAGUCUCACAUGAUCGUGACGACGGAAGAAAAACUUUAUUUAAUGAGCGUCUUGGUCAACAACAAUGUUGAUUUAUCUGUAGAGGAGAAAGGUAAACUAACUUGCCUUGAGGAACAAGUCAAGAUAUCUAAUGUCUAUCACUGCGAAGGGUUAUUGUUAUGCAUCUUGAAAGACGAUGAUACUAAGGUUGUGGUUUGGAAUCCGUAUACGGGACAAACAAGGUGGAUCGAACUCAGAUAUCCUCACGUCUUAUCCUGUCCGAAACGGUUCAGUUGCGGUUGGGAAGGAUUCAGUUACGGUAUCGGAUACGAAGAUAAGGGAUCUUGUCGUAACUACAAAAUAUUGAGAGAAAGGGACGAACAUGAUUAUGGUUGGGGCGAACACGACCACAUAAUCUGUUUUGACUAUACAAGAGAGAGAUUUGGGCCACUUCUGCCUCUGCCUUAUGGAGACUGUGUGAGAAUCUUGUCUAGUGUUAGAGAAGAGAAGCUUGCGGUUGAGUUCAACUAUAAGAAUGGGUAUUCGAUAUGGAUGACGACUAUGAUUGAGGCCGAAAAGGUGUCGUGGAGCAACUUCUAUAAAGAGGACUAUGUUCUGCAUAUAGAUGAUGAUGGUGAUGAUGAUGAUGAUGAUGAUGAUGAUGAUGAGUAUUCAGUCCCUAGUUACAUUCGUGUUCGGGUUCCAUUUGGGGGUUUCUGUAUUGACCAACGGGAGAAAAUGGCCAUUUUUUCUUUCGGCUUGAAAUGCCACAUGGUUGGGGAAGUGGAUCUCAAAGAACAUCGGCGAAAAUGUGUGUGCUGUUAUGUUCCAAGUUUAGUGAAAAUCAAGCAACCUAAAGGAAGCCAAAGGGAGAGAAAACAAAGUGAUUUAGAAAAGCUUCGAUAUGAUGAAAUGAUGUGGAGACUUUCCUACUUUGAAAGGAGGUGCAAAAGGCUUGACCUCGAGUUAGCUAAGAAGGAGGCGUCGACUUGUAAACAAAUCUCAUAUCCAAGAUCUGUUGUACCAGAACAAGCUCGGUCCAUCUCAUUUUUGUCCACCAAUAGUUUUGCCUCUUUAGCUUCUUCGGAUGAUGAGGAAUGA